GAUGGGAAGUGGGACCGCAACCCCGGCUUCCGCGCGAGAAAGAAGAACUUGUGGACUCUGUUUGGGACAAGGGCGCUGCAAACUCAGCGGAGAUGUGGGCGCUAGCAUCAUCACCAAGGGUGGGCGGGGAGGGCGGGCGCAGGGCCUUCGCUCGCCCCAAGGAGCUUCAUGCGACUGCGCUGCUGAUCUAUUCUCGUUGGGCGCCCAGUAAAGCUGUCCUUACGACCCGUCGGAAAGCUGCUUGCCGUGGAUUCCGUAAUAGCUCCAACCAGCAGGCGAGUCGGUGCCGACGGGUAGAGGCGAUCCUGUUCCAGCCUACGCACGGGUGCCAGGCUGUGGGCACCCCGUUAGAGCUUUCUAGGCACGGUUCCUACAGCCAGGGAUUUAAAGCCAGCUUGAUCCGACACCAGCCUUGCUCUCUGUGCCAGGGACUUGGUGAUUGGCUGACCACAUCUCAGUAUUGUCACCAAGGUGCUGGCGCCCCUUCGAGCCACUCCAGGCAUAGGAACCAGUGCCAGGCCUUAAACAAUCACUUCGCCCACCCACAGUCACAGUGGCAGAGUCUUAAUGCUCGUCCCAGGCACCGCUUGUUCCUGAGAGCCCAGUCAAGGCACUACAGCCGAACAUCUGUUGCUGGCCAGCGUUGUCCCUUUCUCCCCUGGGGGUCCCAGCGGUUGGCUGCCUUUGCCCCAGCUAACAGGGUUGGCACUUACCGUGACCGAGCAACCAGUGUCCCGGUGGGGACCGAGUGCCAUGUGGUGGAUCUGCGCAGUGACGCCGUGACUCGGCCCAGCCUCGAGAUGAGACAAGCUAUGGCUCAGGCAGAGGUGGGCCAUGAUGACUACGACGAGGACCCUACUGUGAAGGAACUGCAAAGUGUAGUGGCUGACCUUCUUGGAAUGGAAGCGGCUUUGUUUGUUCCUUCUGCCACCAUGGCUAAUCUCAUUGCUGUUAUGUGCCACUGUCGCAGACGAGGGGCACAGCUUCUGCUGGGGAGGGAAUCUCACAUCCAUGUUUUUGAGCAUGGAGGGGUAGCACAGGUGGCGGGAGUCCACUCAGAGAUAUUGCAGGACCUGCCGGAUGGACUUCUCAGCCUUGAUGAACUGGAGCACAAGAUACAGCAGAGCCAUGCCAGUCGGUACCACCCCCACCCUGAGCUCAUCUGUCUGGAAAACACCCACUGCUCAGCCGGGGGACGAGUGCUACCCCUUAAGUAUCUGCAGCAGGUGCACCAGCUAGCCCAGCAGUAUGGGAUGCGGAUACAUAUGGAUGGUGCCCGGGUGCUGAAUGCUGCUGUGGCACUGGGUGUGCUGCCAACCUGUAUCUCCCAGCAUUGUGAUUCCAUCUCCUUGUGUGUCUCUAAGGGUGUGGGUGCACCAUCUGGAGCACUCCUGGCUGGAUCCAGAGAGCUCAUAACUGAGGCCUGGCGUGUGCGGAAGCUCCUUGGAGGUGGGAUGUGUCAGGCAGGGGUUCUGGCAGCAGCUGCCCUUGUGGGACUGAGCCGUGUGGAGGAAACAUUGCAAAGGGAUCACGACAAUGCCAGACGCUUUGCUCAAGGUAUCUGUGAGCAUGGUUCUCCUCUCUGCUCCAUAAAUCCAGCCCUGGUGGAAACGAAUAUCGUCAUGGUGACGGUGUUGGCACAAUGGCUGUCCCCUGCCAAGCUGUGUGAGCUCAUGGAGGCUGUGACUGUAGAGGAGGUUGCUGCCACAGGCCAAGCCAUCAGCGUCCAGCUCUUCCCAUGGGGCAAGCGUUGCCUGCGUGCUGUCUGGCAUAGUGACAUCUCCACUCAUGACACACAGCGAGUGGAGAAAAAGUGGCGCUUUGUACUGGACAAAUGUGAGCAGGAACAUGCUGGCACACUCUGAAACCAGACUACAGGCCGGAAGGAAGCUGGUGCUUGAUAUCUUUUAAUAAUUUUUAAAUAAUUUGGAAUUUAAAUUAUUUUAAUAAUUUGUUUCAAUAAUUGUUUUGUUACUGUUUUUAUUUCUGUUUUUAUGCUACUGUUUUUAUUGUUGUAUUUUAAUCUGUGUUGAUUUUUAAAUAUCCUUUUAAAUUUUGUACGCCGCCUAGAGAUAUACAUAUCAGGCGGCAUUAAAAUAUGAUAAAUAAAUAAAUAUUGACAUGAAAUAAGA
This is a messenger RNA of Hemicordylus capensis (graceful crag lizard), 2132 nucleotides long. RefSeq lists its product as uncharacterized. Gene Ontology annotation, biological process: L-threonine catabolic process; glycine biosynthetic process. The transcript has 7 exons. Lineage: Eukaryota; Metazoa; Chordata; Lepidosauria; Squamata; Cordylidae. Gene Ontology annotation, molecular function: L-allo-threonine aldolase activity. The record is from RefSeq and is a predicted model, not a curated record. Bases 93 to 1865 code for a protein of 590 amino acids. Gene Ontology annotation, cellular component: cytosol.